ACAGACGUCAAAAGGCCUUUCAGCUGCUCUCAGUGUGGAUACUGCAAGCACGGACAGAGAAGAAGCCUUAUUAAACACAUGAGAAUUCAUACGGGGGAAAAACCUUUCAGCUGCUCUCAAUGCGGAAACACUUUCACGUGUAAGAAAAACCUGAAGAAUCACAUGUUAAUUCACGCCGGGAUAAAGCCUUUUACCUGCUCUCAGUGUGGGAAGAGUUUUACCAGGAAAAGUCAACUUAAGGAUCACAUGCAUAUCCACUCUUCAGAAAAACCUUUCAGCUGCUCUCAGUGCGGAAAGAGUUUCACGCGUAAAACAAACCUUAAGACUCACAUGUUAAUUCACGAUGGAAUAAAGCCUUUCAGCUGCUCUGAGUGUGGAAAGACUUUCACUCAGAAAGGACACCUUAAGGAUCAUCUGGUAACUCACUCUUCAGAAAAGCCUUUCAGCUGCUCUCAGUGCGGAAGCACCUUCACUCGUAAAGCGGACCUUAAGAAGCACAUGUUAAUUCAUAACGGAAUAAAGCCUUUUACCUGCUCUCAGUGUGGGAAGAGUUUCACACAGAAAGUAAGCCUGAUGAAACACAUGAGAAUUCACAGCAGGGGAAAGCGUUAUAGCUGCUCUCAGUGAAGAACGAACACCUUACGUAUCACGUUAAUUCAUGCUGGAAUAAAAUGUUCACGUGCUGUCCGUGUGUAUGGAGUUUACAUUCAUUCAUUUUGCAGAUGCUUUUAUCUAAGUGACUUACAAUUUACAAAGCUAUAAAACAAUGUAAUAUGUUCUGUUUACAUACAACACACUAAUAAAUAUACCAUGUACGUUAAAA
Puntigrus tetrazona (Sumatra barb) is the source of this 823-nucleotide messenger RNA. Its product is annotated as gastrula zinc finger protein XlCGF8.2DB-like. The transcript has a single exon. The record is from RefSeq and is a predicted model, not a curated record. Gene Ontology annotation, molecular function: RNA polymerase II cis-regulatory region sequence-specific DNA binding; DNA-binding transcription factor activity. Gene Ontology annotation, biological process: regulation of transcription by RNA polymerase II. Lineage: Eukaryota; Metazoa; Chordata; Actinopteri; Cypriniformes; Cyprinidae. The annotation marks the transcript as partial.